GCUGAGCGUCGUCGACGUCGUGUCCGUACGGGUGAAUCCAGCAGCUCGCUCUGCUAGUUUUGUUGCGUACACUUGGACUUGGAUGCACAACCUUGACCAGACUUUUUUCUAAUGUGUUAUGGAUGAUAUACACCAGUGAAUUUUUGGGGGACGACACGUUGUGUACCAUCCAACGGGUUUUCUAUCCGUUUAUGCGGAUGUAAAUAUCUAAAGAAGAGAUGAGGAGGAUUUGGAUUGACUGUCUAGUGACUUAAAACUAAAGAUCGUCCUCGUCAGCCAUGCUCAUCAAAGAGUACCGCAUCCCUCUACCUCUCACCGUAGAAGAAUACCGAAUAGCACAGCUUUAUAUGAUAGCAAAAAAAAGUCGCGAAGAGAGUAGUGGAGCUGGUAGUGGUGUAGAAAUUUUGAUAAACGAACCUUACACACAUGGGCCUGGCGGACAAGGACAAUACACGAAAAAAAUAUAUCAUGUGGGAAGCCAUUUACCAGGAUGGAUUAAAGGUAUUCUUCCAAAAACAGCUCUUAUGGUUGAAGAAGAAGCCUGGAAUGCCUACCCAUAUACCAAAACGAGAUAUACUUGCCCAUUUGUAGAAAAAUUUUCCUUAGAAAUAGAGACAUACUACUAUCCAGAUAAUGGACACCAAGAAAAUGUAUUCCAGCUGUCGGGCAGUGACUUGAGGAACAGAAUUGUUGAUGUAAUAGACGUGGUGAAGGACCAAUUAUACGGUGCCGAUUACGUAAAAGAAGAAGAUCCAUUGUAUUAUGUAUCCGAGAAGUCCGGGCGAGGUCCCUUGUCUCCAAAUUGGCUGGAAGAAUAUUGGGACGCCGUUAAGGGAAAACAACAGCCAUUACCUAAUGGAAAGUCGCUUAUGUGCGCCUAUAAGUUAUGUAAAGUAGAAUUCCGCUAUUGGGGGAUGCAAACUAAAAUAGAACGGUUUAUCCAUGACACAGCUCUGCGGAAGACCAUGGUUAGAGCUCACCGACAAGCCUGGGCUUGGCAAGACGAAUGGCAUGGGCUGACUAUGGAGAAUAUUCGAGAAAUUGAAAGGCAGACACAAUUGGCGCUUAAACGGAAAAUGGGGCAAUUAGAAGAUGAAAUAGACGAAGAUGAUAAUCUGGGCAAUAGUACAUCAAAAGAGGAUCAUGGUAGAACUUUAGCGGCCACUCUUGGAAGUAUAGAAGUAACAGAGGAUAGUCCAUUGCUAACCAAAUGCUCUAAUGUUCCUACCAUAAAAACGGCUGGCAGUUCAGAUAAUGAUCUUUCCCCAGAGGAUGAUGUAAUCACUGUGAAGAGGGAUGAUAAAUGGCAACAGUCUCGAGCUUUACACUCUCCUAGUUCUGCGUCGAUAAAAAGUUUUGAUCUUCAAGUUGCGAACUGGCGGAUAAAGAGUUUGGGGAGGGAUUCUGGAUCAUCGUCAGAUGAAGAAUUCUUCGAUUGUGAAGAUAUGGCGGAAUCAUCAUCAUUGGCCAAAUGGAGUUCUUUGGAACUUUUAACUGAAGAAGAUCAAGAUACAUCUUCACCUACAAACGCUAUUGCAGAUAACCAAGCAGAUGAUAGCAUAUUCUCACCAACUUAUCUUCAAAGAGUGGCUAGUGAGAGAGGUAACAGAAGAGCAAUGUUAAGAGGAAAAAUCAAUUCUCUGGAAGUUCCUUGUCCUGAAUCGCCAUCUGCUUCGCCACAUAAUCCUUGUAACACAACAGUAUUAAUAUUAGUCCUCCAUGCUGGUAGUGUUUUAGAUGCCAAUGUCGAUUUAGCGGCAAAGAAAUCAGACAUUACUACCCUCAAAGGCGCGUUUGAAUCGGUAAUGCGUCAACAUUAUCCUUCCUUAAUAGGACAUAUUGCCAUAAGGCUAGUGUCUUGCCCUUCCAUUUGCACCGAAGGCUUGGGAAUAUUAUCGAGCCUCAGCCCUUACAGUUUUGAUGUGUCGCCAUCUUGUACAGACGUUCCUCAAAUAACUCACGACUCUAUUCCUAUUGGUGCUAUUCCUAUUUUGGCUUCCUCGACGUCAGAAUAUGUAGAAGCUGUUUCCAGGACAAUCAAUGCAGCGAACGCUGCAUACCUAGAAUUUAUUAAGUCUGAAGAAGGCCAAGGAUUCUCUGGCCAAGUUUGCUUCGUAGCUGAUUCGAUAGGUUCUAUAUUAGCUUACGAUUCGUUGUGUAGAACUGCCAAGUAUGUUUCAAGACAUGGAAGCGAAAAUAGUAUACUUGAAAGCGAUUUCCAAAAAUUAGAUGAUGUACAUAUAAAUGAAACUGGCCACCUGACUGCCCCGUCACCAAGAAGAAGAUCGUCUUCAACUAGCGAUCAAAGUCAUAUAAAGUUAGACUUUGAAGUAUCUGACGUUUUUAUGUUCGGCAGUCCCCUAGCUUUAGUUUUGGCUUACAGAAAAAUUUCCUCGCAGGAUGAUAAAACCAACAAUAUAACCCGUCCAACAUGUCUUCAAGUAUAUAAUUUGUUCCAUCCAACUGAUCCCGUAGCGGCCAGACUUGAACCCCUUCUGUCUGCCCGAUUUUCCAUACUUCCUCCUGUGAAUAUUUCACGAUACGCGAAAUAUCCAUUGGGAAACGGACAGCCUUAUCAUUUAGUGGAAAUUCUUCAGUCUAACCCACAAAUAUUUAGCGAUAACAUGCAACCUCGACGUUUGUCGGAAGUCUCUAUUCAAAGUACUGUGUCCGGACUAAUCGAUAACAUUCCUCUCCAAGCUAUUAGUGCUUUGCAACAAAAAUGGUGGGGAGGAAAACGAAUGGAUUACGCUCUCUAUUGCCCGGAAGGACUUUCAAACUUUCCAACAAACGCUCUACCUCAUUUAUUCCACGCAAGUUAUUGGGAAAGUUGUGAUGUUAUAGCUUUUAUUUUAAGACAAAUUGGAGGUAUAGAAGUAACUUCCCUGCCAGGUGAUAAUAACAUGGAACAGAUGUUCCGACCGGGACAACCGAGAGAGAAGUGGAUACGAAAAAGAACAUCCGUUAAACUAAAGAAUGUUACUGCCAAUCACAGAGCAAACGAUGUCAUCGUUCGCGAGAAUGCGCCACAGGUAUUAACCGCUAGGUUUAUGUAUGGGCCUUUGGACAUGAUAACUUUAACGGGAGAAAAGGUUGACAUUCACGUAAUGAAAGAUGCUCCUUUGGGUGAAUGGACACAUUUAUCUACUGAAGUUACCGAUAAAGCGGGAAGAAUAACGUUUUGUAUUCCCGAAGAAAAGGCUCUGACCUACGGACUUUAUCCCAUUAAGAUGGUGGUAAGAGGGGAUCAUACUGCCGUAGAUUUCUUUUUGGCUGUGGUUCCCCCCAAAACUGAAUGCAUCGUGUUCAGUAUAGACGGUUCGUUUACGGCUAGUGUUUCUGUCACUGGACGUGACCCAAAAGUUCGAGCCGGAGCUGUCGAUGUUGUAAGACAUUGGCAGGAACUGGGAUACCUGAUUAUCUAUAUAACUGGAAGACCAGAUAUGCAACAUAGAAGAGUUGUGUCCUGGUUAUCCCAACACAACUUCCCACAUGGAUUAAUAUCGUUCGCUGAUGGUCUCUCAACUGAUCCACUUGGACACAAAGCUGCAUAUCUCAAUAAUUUAGUAGAGAAUCACGGUGUGGUUAUACAUUCCGCGUAUGGCAGUGCGAAGGAUAUAAGCGUCUAUACAUCUGUCGGCUUGAAGCAAAAGCAGAUCUUCAUUAUUGGAAAAGCUACAAAGAAGCAACAAUCUCAAGCGACUAUUUUGAUGGAGGGAUAUGCAGCACAUUUAUCGAUUUUGAUGGCUCAUGGGGGCUCUCGUCCCGCCCAAGGGAACGCCAGAAUGGUCAUACCAAGGGGUCAUUUUGGCCUUCCGGGGCAAGCAUUUUGUAGGAGAAGGAGCCGUUCUGCGAAGAGGGCCACAUCAUAUCCGAUAGCAAGUGAACUGUCCGCACCAAUAGAAAGAUCGCUGAGUACUCGUCGUUACCAAUUGCCAAAGCCCACGCUCUCUAUUUCCCCAAUAGGAAAACAAAGUCCAAGUUAAAUUGCGAGACAGUUCAAGGAAACUGCUCAUUUCGAUUUUUGAAAAAUUCAACCAAAGUUGACUGCACUUGAAUAGAACAUGUUCUGGACUUUAAAAUGAUCUUGAAAUUAAUCAAAUGUCGGUAAAAGAGUAAAAUUAAAUUAAAUUAAAAAUUAAAAAAACAGCGAAUGUUUCAUUUCGGUUCAGAGGUGAUUUAUCAUUCCCAUACGUCCGUUUCAGUAUCUCCAGACGUCUUCAAUGGGGUUACAUGAACACCUCUGCAUCGAAAGGAAACCAAGCUGCCUACUUAAUAUAGGACGCUCUGGCGGUAGCGACAUCUAUUGCAGAGAAAUGAGAAGUCCCAGAUCUAAACAAUAAAUUUGAAAAUUCUCUUGGAACCACUUUCUGGUAACAUCCUUAAUCUCUGCCUUUUACAAUUUAUAAUUAAAUGCCUUUUACAAUUUGAAGUUUUUGAAGUCUUGUUUUGUAGAGGCAGCCAUCUUGUUUGGGGCGAAAAGUUACGACCGGCCUGGCUCAAUGAAAAAUCUUUCUGGUAAUCAAAAUGACUAAAAGCCCUAUUGUAUGACUAAGGGCCGGUUGUUCGAAACCUAGUCAACAAUGAUCAUUAUCAAAUAUUUAAUUACUGUCACCAACUGUCAAUAUCAACUUUGUUUGGGUUGCUGAAAACAUAAUAUGAAAUUACUUAAUCAAUUAUGUUAAUUGUUAUGUUAAUUGAUUAACUAAUCUCAUAAUUUUAAUCAAUUAUGUUUUCAGCAACCCAAUAAAAGUUGACAUUGACAGUUUUGGUGACAGUAAUUAAAUAUUUGAUAGUGAUCAUUGUUGAUUAGCGUUCGAACAACCGGCCCUAAAGUCGCGUUUACAUGAUGGCAAUUGGCGAGACAAUUGUCAGAAGACAACUGACUGGCAUGAAAUUAUUGUCUUUUUUUAAACACUUCAGGCCAAUUGCCUUGCCAACUGCCCUCACAAUUGGCCCAAAAUUCAGUUGUCUCCGGGAGUAGACUGAGGACAAUGAGCUGCGCCCAAUGAGCCCCCCACCACUCGAAAUCUCAAUUUUCGCGACAAUUGGCGCCGUGUGAACGGUGUAGGACAGUAGUGCUGUCUUGUUUUUUGCCAAUUUCCUCUAGAUGACGAGCAGUCGGCCAUGUUUUAGCUGUCUACUGCCAUGGCAAUAGUUGGCCCCGUGUAAACAUCUUCUCUUCCAACUGGACUGGCCUCCGACAAUCCGCAACCACGUGAUGACAAUUGUCCAAUGACAAUUGUCUCGCCAAUUGCCAUCGUGUAAACGCUACUUUUGGGUUAGAAAUAUUAGACGAAUUAAAUAGGUCAAAUAAAUUGUCAAAUCUUUGAAUAAUCUCAGUAGUUCCAAUAGCUUCAGGAGGCUACAAUGUACCUACAAGUUUAAACCAGCAGCAACUGUGCUACUACGCACCUGAAUUGCUAGUUUAACCUUCAAAUUACUUAAGAUUGAAAGUGUGCACGUCGGUUUGCAGAAGCGCAGUGAGUUCUGCGACUUUGCGCCCCAAUCUGUCUGCGCGGAAAAAAUGCGUGACUUUAUCAAGGUCGCAGAGUAUCAUUACUGUUUGUUUUUUAAUACUGUGUCUGAAUACAGUAACAUACAGUUCUGUGUUUAUUAUAGCAGACUUUAAAACAUUCCGAGCAUAUAAAAAUAUUGGUACUAUUCCAGUGUAAUGGUGACACUUCAAAUGGAUGCUAAAUUAUGAAAUUAAUAAUGAAUGAAAUGAAAGUUAGAUAUUAUUUUAAUAUUACAUAACAAGAUCAUUUUAAUCCAGAAACGCAAGUUUUGUGUGUUUCUUCCGAGUUAUAUAUAGAACUAUAUAUAUUGUUAGAAAAAUUUAGUAUUGUUAGAUCUUGUCAUUGUUUAUAUUUUUCUACCUGUGUCGUGUAUUCCAAAAAUCACUAUAAUUAAAUUGCAUUAUCAGUAGUUAUUAGUAUAAUGACAUUGUUUAUGUAGUAAUAGUUGGUCAACGCAACGAAUAAAUUUGUUUGAAUCAAAUUGCGACAGCCACCAGAUGUUACCACCAUUUCUGUCAGGGCUGCAAAUGUCACGCGUAACUGCGAUAAAUUCAAAAUGCAUAGACACCAAGUUGGAUACGGCCCUAUUCAUGCCACGCCAACUCGUAUACAUAUUAAGAAAAAUAAAUACAUAUAUGGAAGAAAUAUAUUUAGAAAUUAAAUGAAUGAUGUCAUGCUGGAUUAACAUUUGACUGUGUACACUGGACAGUUUUGUGAAAAGUUCUACAUGAGAUGGGGGUUCCUGAUCAUCUGUCAGCUCUGGUGAAGAGCCUAUAUGAGAACAGUGAAACCAGAAUAAGAAUUGAAAACCAUAAGUCCGAUCCUUUUAAAAUAGGUAGAGGAGUCCGACAAGGAUGUAUUCUAUCUCCAAGUAUUUUUAAUUUCUAUGGGGAAUAUAUAAUGAGAAAAGCACUCGACAAAUGGAAUGGCGGUAUUUCUAUCGCAGUAAAGAUCUCAAAUCUCAGAUAUGCAGAAGAUACAACAUUAAUAACUGCACCCGAAGAAGAAAUGUCCAGCCUGCUGCAGCUAGUGGAAGCCGAAAGCAAUAGAUGUGGUCUCAAGAUCAAUAAACAAAAAUUAUGAUAGUAGAUUAUUCAAAUUCACUUCAGACAACAGGAGCCUUAGACCAGUUUGAAGUGGUUAACGAGUUCAAUUAUCUAUUGUAAAAAAGAAAUACGUAGGAGAAUAGGCAUGGCCAAAAACGAUAUGAGUCGAUUAUCGAAAAUCUGGAAAGAUCGCUCCUUGUCGAAGAACACCAAAAUAAGAUUAGUACGUGCCUUAAUUUUUCCCAUACUUAAUUACGGAUCCGAAACAUGGACAAUGAAAUCGGACGACAGAAAAAGGAUUGACGCCUUUGAAAUGUGGUGCUGGAGAAGAAUGCUUCGGAUCUCAUGGACGGAACACAGAACAAAUCACUCAAUCCUCCGAGAGCUUAAUAUUCAGACUCGACUUUCCUCUAUUUGCCUCUCCACCGUCUUACAAUUUUUCGGCCAUAUUGCAAGAGGAAGUGAUGAUAAUCUUGAGAGACUUAUAAUUUCGGGAAACGUUGAAGGGCGCAGAAGUAGAGGUCGCUCACCUACUCGAGUGACGGAUCAAGUACAGAAAGCCAGUGGAAAAACUUUAUCUGAAUCCAUGAGGGAAGCUCAGGACAGAAGCCAAUGGAAAGAUAUAGUUGCUCGUAUUAUAGGGAAUCACGACACUCAGAAAUGAGGAAACGACUGAGGAGGAGGAGGAGAUCAUGCUAUUAUAUGCAUAAUGUAUAGUAGCGUGACAUCCUUAAUUUAAUUUCUAAAUAUAUUCUUCCAUAUAUUUAUUUUUCUUAAUAUGUAUGCGAGUUGGUGUGUUAUGAAUAGGAUCGUAUCCAACUUGGUGUCUAUGGAUUUUGUAUUUAUCGCUACCCGACAUUGCAACCCUGAUAGAAAUGGUGGUGACAUCUAGUGACUGGCUCAAUUAGAAUCAAACAAAUUUACUCGUUGCGUUGACCAACUAUUACUAUAUAAACAAUGAUAAUGAUAUAACAUUUAACUAUGAAGUAUUUAGAGAUUUUAAGAUUUAAAAUUCGUAAAUCGGUGUAAUCUUUAAAUGUUCAUGUUUGUUUGUUAUGAGAUAUACAGUUAGUGUCGGUUAUUUUAUUAGAGAGACACUCUGUAUCAAACUUUACGCUUUCUGUACAUUUUAGUCAAUCCUACUAUUAAAACAAAAUCAAAACAUAUGUAUAUUUUCUUGUUUAAGUUAACGGUAUGAGUCAUUACCAAUUCAAAUCAAGCCACUUCCUUUGAACGAUUUUUCUAUAAAAAUACCUUAAGAAAUAAUUAAUUAACUUUUUUACAUUUCUUCUUCUAGUGCCGACUCCAUUAAUGAAAGUUGGCUAUAGUUGUUCCAUUAUAUCUUUGCACAAACGUCAUUAUUCAUUUGCAAACAAGUUAAAUCAAAACAUUAAGUGAAACGUAAUAUGGAAUGUCAAUUCCAAUUACCAAAUACCUCAGGAACAAGCGGGGUUUGUAAAGGGUAAAGGUACAAGGGAACAAAUCCUGAACCUGAGACAACUCAUUGAAAAGUCUAGAGACUUUCAAGUAGGUAUGAUUAUAUGCUUCGUUGACUACCAAAAAGCAUUUGAUUGUGUAAGCUGGAUAAAUCUGUGGUCAAUUUUAAUAGAAAUGGGCGCACAAUGCACCUGGUGACACUUAUUAAAAAUCUGUACCAGUCUAAUAUAGCGACAGCACGACUAGAUCAGAAAUUCUCAAACCAAUUCAAGACCGAUAGGAUGCGUGUUGUCACCCGACUUAUUUAACAUUUAUGGUGAACAUGUCAUGAGGAUGGUUUUAGGAGGAUGGGCCGGUGGAGUAACAGUAGCUGGUAGGAAGAUCUCCAAUUUAAGAUUUGCUGAUGACACUACACUUAUAGCAGCAAAUGAGCAAGAAAUGGUUGAUCUUCUGCGAAGAGUUGAGUACGAAGGCAAUAAAGUUGGUCUGAAAAUCAAUAAAGCUAAGACAAAAAUAAUGGUGGUCGACAGAUUCGACACUAUCCAACUGACUAACAUGUUACAGGAAUACCAGAUAGUAAACACCUUUGCCUAUCUCGGGUCUAGUAUUACUAACGAUGGUAACUGUGAAGCAGAAGUUCGGAGACGUAUUUGUAUGGCAAAAAAUGCGAUGAGUCGCCUAACUAAAGUUUGGAAAGACAGAUCUAUCUCUCAAAAUAUCAAGAUGAGACUGGUGAAUGCCCUUGUAUUCUCAAUAUUGGAAGAAAUCACGAUCCUCAGUAAUGGGGAAACGACAAAAGAGAGAGAGAGAGAGAGAGAGAGAGAGAGAGAGAGAGAGAGAGAGAGAGAGAGAGAGAGAGAGAGAGAGAGAGAGAAUAUGGAAUGUACUGCCUUGAAAUACAUUAGGAAAUGGCUUUUAUCGGUUGAAAUAUUUUAUAAAGUUAUAUUGUACAUUUAUAGUUCUUACUUAUCAUUUCUAAGUAUGUGUUUUAAAUAUGCUGUCUUUCGCCUUUUAAUGGUGGUCAAAACUUCUUUGUCUCUUCCCAUUCUGUACAACACUAUUUCGUUCGUAAUACGAACGGUCCAUGGUAUUUUUAAAAUUUUCCUAAAAAGCCACAUCUCAAAAGCUUCCAGCUUUUUGACAACAUAAAGAAGAAUAGAGUGGAUAUAACAUUUUACCAUCCGAUAUCGGAUUUUCUGAUUGAGUCUUUGGUUACUCAGAAAUUUCCUCAUCUUCAAAGAAGCUGUUCUUGAUUGCUGUGUUCUUGAAUGGAUUUCUGAUUUCGGAUUUAGAUCUUCCGUAAUCUAGACUUUUAAGUAUUUAAUUUUGUUCACUUAUUGUUCAACUGCACUUGUCCCUACUCGAAUUAGCAAUUACAGAUGUAUUGGACCGCAAUAGACAGCCAACAAAAGAGAAAAGUGUUGUUUCUCAAAGACAAUGCACCGAACACAAAUUGUUGGACUUUGUUCUCAAGUUUGAAGAGAUGGCUCGUAAAUAGAAUCUUCAAUUCGAACGAAGAGAUAAUUGACGAAACAAACACCCAUUUUGCAGAACUUCCCGAAUCCUAUUAUUCGAACUAAAAACAUGUUUUUCAUUUCAAAGGAGGUUAUUUAUCAAACCAUCUACUAUCUACCUAUUGGGCAGUGGUCUUUCUAACAUCAAUUUAGUAACAAUACCCACCUUAAAAAUUUUUACGUAACAAAAACGCCUAUAGAUUUUUUAAAUGUAAUUAUUUAUAUUUAUUUAUAUGUUUGUAAAAUGUUGUGACCACAAUCGUUUAGUGGGCGUGUAUAGAACCAAGUUAAAAAAAAUUCGCGGAAAAACUGUAAAAAAAAUGACAUGAGAAAACUGAAAUGUAAGGAAGUAAAAGAAAUAGUCAGCAAAACAUUAAAUAGAAAAUUCAAAGAAAUCGAUAAUACAACGGAAAGCACAGAAGAUAAGAUAAAAUUCCGUAAUAAAACGAUAGACGACAUUAAAGACAAUUUUAUGAAGAACGAAGAAGGUAAGAAUAAGACAUAGAUGAUGACAGAGAUUCUGCAACUAAUGGAAGAAAGAAGGAAAAACAAGAACGGUAACUCCAUUUAUAAAACAUUACAGCGAGAGAUAUGGAGAAAGAUCAGAGAAGCCAAACAGAAAGAACUGGAGAAAAAAUGCCAAAAAUCGAAAUUCUGCAAAGUAAAUAAGACGACUUCAACGUGCAUAAGAAGGUAAGAGAAAUUACAGGCAAAUGUAAAAACAGAAGAAUAAGAAAACUUGUUAAUGACAAUGGAGAGAUAAUCGUGGACAAAGAGAGUAUCAAUAAUGCCUGGAAAAAUACAAAAACAGGACCACCUAUUCUAGUGGCAGAAAUAAGAGCAGCCAUAAUAUCACUAAAAGAAGGUAGAGCUCCAGGACUAGACGGAGUACAAUCUGAAUUUCUUAAACUCCUUGAUGAUGAAUCUUUACGAAUACUAUGUAAAAUCUUCAAUAAUAUCUAUAACACAGGCAAUAUUCCAAAAGAUUGGCUAGUUUCAGAAUUUAUUACCUUACCAAAGAAUCAGGGAGCAAAAAAGUGCAGAGAAUAUAGGCUAAUAAGUCUAAUGAGCCAUGCAUUAAAACUUCUUCUUAAAAUUAUACAUCGUAGAAUAUACAAGCUAUGCGAAGAGAGAAUACAAGACACACAGUUUGGAUUCACGAAAGGCGUAGGUACAAGAGAUGCACUGUUUAGUCUACAGGUUUUAUUUCAAAGAUGCAGAGGUAUGACUUGCGAUAUUUACACCUGCUUUGUGGACUACCAAAAAGCAUUUGAUACAGUUCAACACCGAAAAAUGAUGGAUGUUUUAACAAAAACCCAAAUGGAUGAUAAAGGCCGACGUAUAAUACAAAAUUUAUACUGGAACCCAUCAGCCACAAUAAGAACGAAUCUUGGAGGUGAACCAACGGAAGCAAUCCAGAUUCUACGAGGCGUUAGACAAGGUUGUAUACUUUCACCUAUAUUAUUUAACGUAUAUUCAGAGGAAAUAUUUAGUGAAGCCUUGGAAAUUGCGAACAUGGAAUACUUCUAAAUGGAGAACUCCUAAACAACAUCCGCUAUGCAGACGACAUCGUUAUUUUUGCAGACAGUUUGAACAGUUUACAGCAACUAAUAAACAAAGUAAAUGAAGUAAGUGAAAGAUUUGGACUUAAGUAAAUAUAUCAAAAACUAAAUUUGUGAUCAUCAGCAAAAAUAAAAUUAGAGACGCCCAACUACUUAUUAAUAAUACACCAGUGGACCGAGUAAAACAGUAUAACUAUCUUGGAACAAUAGUAAACGAACAAUGGGAUCACUCACAAGAAAUAGAAUGUAGAAUAGAGAAGGCUAGGAGUGCAUUCAAUAACAUGGCCAAACUCUUUAAAAGCCACAACCUUAAUCUGGAGAUAAAAAUAAGGCUCCUACGAUGUUAUAUCUUCUCAAUAUUGUAUUACGGAGUUGAAUCCUGUACACUCACUGAAGCAAUGGAGAAAAAACUUAAAGCCUUCGAGAUGUGGCUAUACACGCGAAUCCUAAGGAUAUCAUGGACGGACAAGAUAACCAACGAGACCGUAUUACGAAGAGUGGGCAAAGAAAGAAAGGUGAUGUAUACCAUAAAAAGGAGAAAGUUAGAAUAUCUCGGACACAUAAUGAGAAACGGCGCUAAAUACAGUUUACUGAAGGUAAAGUAAAGUAACGGUAAGGUAUUCGGGUAUACUUCAAGGUAAAGUAUUCGGAAAGCGAGGAAUUGGGAGAAGAAGAAUAUCAUUGUUAAAGAACCUGAGGAAAUGGUUCUUCACAACAGCAACUAAUCUAUUUAAAGCAUCAGUUAAUGAAAUAAUUAUAGCCAGAAUGAUCGCCAAUAUUCGAAACGAAUAGGUACUAAAAGAAGAAGAAAAUGUUGUGCAUUGGCCGUAUACAGUAACCGCCACACUACUAGACACACGGGUACAUUGAGCUAAUACAGUCCUGGGCCCUUCACUUGUUGCACCGUUUACUUUUAUGUCUAGUGACGUCUAGAACGUCAGAAAAUGUAUAGAAACCAAUAUAAACAUACAAAGUUGACAGUUUAUAGAAGAGUUUUAUUUGAAGUUUAUAUUUAUUUGUCAUUGUGUUAAAGUUGUAAAAGUUAUAAAGUAUUGUAAUUUUGUUGGUGUUUGAAUAAAGUUUUUUUUUAAAGCAAACUAACAAUAGUAUCUAUUAAUUAGUGUAUUUUUUGUAUGGAAAAACAAGUAUUUUGAAUAGUUUCAUGACAGACAUGAAAGUCGCAGGUGAGAACGGACCGGAUUAGCCCACGCCUAGAAAUUAGAUACCCGUUUGUCUACUAGCGUGACGCUUACUGUUUAAUAGACGUUCAGGUGGAGUAGAACUUGGUUAGAAUGAUACUUGAUAGAUAACAUGAAGUUGUGUUAAAUUCGAAUUUCGAAUCUUGUUUUUUUUAAGUAUUUCUUAACGUCCAAAUUAUAUAAAAAGUAUUUAAAGUAUUCGACAAUAAGAUAUGUUAAUUUAGUGUCAUAAAAAUCCACUUUAGUAUAUUUAUUUUUGACAAAAAGUGAUUUAAAAUGUACUUAAUAUUUAUGAUUGUUCAGCAUUAUAGGAAACCGCUGAACUUAGAUUACUUCGUUGGCUAAAUGGAUGGUUAUUAAAGUAGUAGAGUAAAGCAAUAAAAUGCAUGUCAUGUUUGAAUGAAAAAGUAUAUGAACAAUAUUUUUAAAACAUUCUCUGUUUAUAUUUUGUUCUUGGUUUCUAUCCUUGUGGGAUCGGUACUCACCGAAGGGACCGCAGACGUUCGGAUACAAUAAGCGUCUCGUUGUAAAGACAAUGAAGUCGGCUUUACGAAGUAACAAGACGUUUACUCAACAAACACACUACAAAUUAACUUACAUAAUAACAUUAUCAAUGAAAACAACCAUUCAUUCGUCAUUUUCCACAGUAGUGGAAUAUGUUGAAAUACUUGCUACACUUUGACUCUGAACAGGUUCAACUUUAUGAAUUUGUAUGGUAACGUGUGAUCCAAAAUUAUUGUCACCAUAGGUGGCUCUGAACGACAGAGAUAGCUAUACAGUGCAUGUCUAUUAUUAAUUCAGAUAUACUUUACAGUUUACGUCAACUUUGACAGAUACUUGCCAGUGUACGUAUGUCAACUUAAAAAACACUAUAAUUGAACAUAAAAAGUAGCAGAGGAAGCAAAAUUUUAAAUUUAUACGAAUUAAAAGGUCUUGAGAUUGGGUAUCUUUUCAACGUGUUUUCAAUCUUUAUUCUUUGUUUGGAAAAGUGAUCAUAACAACACUGAAUAUAGCCGCAGUUGGCCGUGACGUCACACUCCGGCGGUCCUUCAGAUUAAAACAAGACAUACGUAAUUUUUUGCACGGAUAGCUUUGAUCAGAGUAAUAGGGAUGUUCACUAAUUUUUAAAUAUAGUUAAAUUCAAUAGAUUAUAAGGUAUAUAAAAACGUAACAAUCAUAAAACUGUUUAAAAAUGUAUAUUUUUUAAGAUAAAUGAGUUCAUAAUGUUGAUUUUCUUGGAGGCUAGAAAAACGGUACCCUGCAGCGAGGCUACGGUUUGUGACGUCAGCAGUCGUAUCGUCUUUGAUCGACGACUAGUUUUGUACUUAUUUACGAAGUGUAUUUGAAUGUGUGUAGUUCUUUACGUAUUUAAUUAGUAAAAAUGAAACCAAAUAAGUGUGUUUUGUUCCUUGGUAUGUAAAUACCUCUAAAAACAAUUCUGACAAGAUUUUUAUUACAGUUCCAGCUAAUUUAAAUCGUAAAAAGAAACGUAAAAAAGAAGUA
Molecule: messenger RNA, 13780 nt
Organism: Diabrotica virgifera virgifera (western corn rootworm)
Lineage: Eukaryota; Metazoa; Arthropoda; Insecta; Coleoptera; Chrysomelidae
Gene: rdgB
Product: protein retinal degeneration B
Exons: 22
Coding region: 279-3986 (1235 amino acids)
Biological process (GO): phospholipid transport
Cellular component (GO): cytoplasm
Molecular function (GO): phosphatidylcholine binding; phosphatidylinositol binding; metal ion binding
Source: RefSeq, a predicted model, not a curated record